Molecule: messenger RNA, 1938 nt
Organism: Mollisia scopiformis
Lineage: Eukaryota; Fungi; Ascomycota; Leotiomycetes; Helotiales; Mollisiaceae
Product: glycoside hydrolase
Exons: 1
Coding region: 339-1772 (477 amino acids)
Biological process (GO): cell wall organization; carbohydrate metabolic process
Cellular component (GO): cell surface; extracellular region; fungal-type cell wall
Molecular function (GO): glucan endo-1,3-beta-D-glucosidase activity; 1,3-beta-glucanosyltransferase activity
Source: RefSeq, a predicted model, not a curated record
CACGAACUAAAUACAUCGAAUGUCAUGAAUGCAAGCGUAUUCUGAGUUCCGAUUAUCCGACAUCCAAUUGAGGAAGCUGCUUCUGGUCCUCCACUAUGGUAGUCCUCUUCCAUGAUGCGCUUUCCCGUGGGGAAAAUGUUUCUUAGACGUCACUGCCGCGCAUUCUUUUUACCACCAUUCCACCAUCAUCACAUGUAGACUGUAAAGUCUCUUCACUGCUCAUAUAAUCGUUGCACGUCCCAUUCUCUCGUUACAUUGCACCACACAACUCCAAGCUUCUUCUGCUCGGAAUCAAACUAUCUUCACACUCUCGUUAAUCCGCUUGGACCACUUUCAAGAUGCGAUCAUUCAUUCUGGGAGCUUUGCUGCCAGCAUUGACAUGGGCCGCUCCAGCAGCAAAACGUGACGAUGCUGAGCCCACGCUCAUGACAUUUACCUUUGCGGGCGAGUUGGUGACCGCAACCUACUACGGUACUGCAACCUCCACCGGGGCGGAAGCUUGUCCCACCGAGACAUUCACGUACGACGGAGCUGUCAUUACUGUUCCAUACACUGGACCUGGUACUCCUCAAUCUUGCUUGACUGCUGUCAGCUCGGCGGCAGCACCUUGUCCCACUGAGACGUUCACAUACGAAGGGGUAGUCAUCACUGUUCCAUACACAGGACCCGGCACGCCUCAGUCCUGCUUGACCAGUAGUGAAUCUACACCUACAUCGGCUUCGCAAGUGGAAAGUUCUGAACCGAGCACGACUGUAUCGGCUCCUACGGAGACUUCAGCACCUGCAAGCGUCGCCACAAGUUCUCCUACCACCAUUGCCACGGGUCCUGGUGAUGGUGGACCUUCAGUAGCAACAUCCGACCUGGUUUCACCAACUACUUCAACUUCGGUAGCGGCCUCUACCUCCUCAUCAUCGAGCACUGUAGCUAAAGGAUUCAACUAUGGCUCCUCUGGCAUGACACAAUCGACUUACGUAACCCAAUUCAACCUCGCUCGUGAUCUGAUAGGAACCUCUGGAUUCACAUCUGCUCGUUUAUACACCAGCAUCCAAGAUGGAACAACGGCCGGCAUCAUCUCUGCUAUUCCAGCCGCAAUCGCUACCAAGACGUAUCUCCUCCUCGGUCUCUUCUAUCCUAAUGUUGAUAACGAGAUCGCCGCACUCACAGCUGCUAUUGAUGAAUAUGGAACUGACCUUGCUGAUCUUGUACUUGGUAUCUCUGUUGGAUCGGAGGACCUAUAUCGUGAUUCAGUACUUGGCAUUAACGCCAAUGAGGGCACUGGAGCGACUCCGGACGAACUUGUUUCAUUCAUUCAAGCUACACGAAAUGCCAUUGCGGGCACAGCGCUCUCGAGCACGUUAGUUGGACACGUCGAUACUUGGAACUCCUGGACCAACGCUUCAAACGCAGCUGUGAUCACCGUUUCCGAUUUUAUUGGCAUGGACGCGUAUCCUUAUUACCAGACCACCGAUGACAACGUCAUUUCGAACGGCCAGUCGCUGUUUGAGACAGCGUACGACGCUACCGUUGCUGUAGCUGGCGGCAAGCCUGUCUGGAUCACUGAAACAGGGUGGCCUGUCUUUGGAUCGACCGAGGCUAACGCAGUAGCUAGCACCACAAAUGCUGAGAUCUAUUGGCAGCAAGUCGGAUGCGGCUUUGCGUUCGACAAGAUCCCGACGUUUUGGUAUGAUCUUGUUGAUGAAGGUGCGGUUCCUAGCUUCGGAGUAACGGACGGAACUACAACACCUCUUUAUGAUCUUACAUGCUCUUCUUAGGCUAUGAACACUAAUAGAACUUUUAGUGGCUGUUGGGAGAGUCUGAAAAUGGAGAGAGAUUUUGGUCUUUUGGCGGUGCAAAGCAUUGUAAUGUAAUGUUGAUCACGUUUGGAAGUGCUGUAAUGGUUACAGAAUAAUAGAAAAUACAUUCAAGACGUCUUACGCC